Pseudogymnoascus destructans is the source of this 2075-nucleotide messenger RNA. RefSeq lists its product as uncharacterized. The transcript has 5 exons. Gene Ontology annotation, cellular component: mitochondrial inner membrane. The coding region runs from base 348 to 1391 and encodes 347 amino acids. NCBI's taxonomy places the organism in Eukaryota, Fungi, Ascomycota, Leotiomycetes, Thelebolales, Thelebolaceae. Gene Ontology annotation, molecular function: monoatomic ion transmembrane transporter activity. Gene Ontology annotation, biological process: monoatomic ion transport; mitochondrial transmembrane transport. The record is from RefSeq and is a predicted model, not a curated record.
CCCCUCUAUAUAAACAACCCAUAUCACGUGAUCCAUAUGCACCUCCGACCCCUGCCGUAGAUAAGCGCAAUCUGCGUUAUCGGAUCGGUCCAGGGUCCAAUCUGGCAAAUAUUUCGAAAACCGAAAGCUUCAGAGUCACCAAUUUGUGUAAUCGCACACAAUUGACCCGUAUAAUUCCCUGAAACAAAGGCACUGAAAGUUGUGCUGUCAGGAUCGUAUACUUGGGAGACUCGAUUGACCGGAAUCGCGAAAGAAGGGGCGUUUAGCGGUGUGCGCGACUAGCGGUGCAGGGACGGCGAAUCACAAGAGGCCUUUUAUAAAGAUUUUAUCGAAAGAAACGAUUCAAGAUGUCGGCAGCGCUCCCGGGGAACAGGGCACUCCCCGCCUCGCAAUAUGAUCUCGCCACCUACUGGGGCCGCGUGAAGCACGCCGCCGAGAUUUCAGAUCCCAGGAUGUUGUUGAUAUCGAAAAAGGGAUUGGAAGACUCGAAGGAGUUGAUUGCGAAUUAUAAGUUGGGCAAGAUUGCGAAGAUGUCCCCGGAGCUGUGGCAUGCGAAGAAAGUGGUUGAUGCGACUAUACAUCCUGAUACGGGUGAAGCAGUAAUGCUACCCUUCCGCAUGUCCUCCUUCGUUCUCUCCAACCUAGUCGUCACAGCCGGCAUGCUAACCCCCGGCCUCGGUACAGCCGGCACACUCCUCUGGCAAAUAACCAACCAAUCCCUCAACGUCGCCAUCAACAACGCCAAUGCCAACAAAUCCACCCCCCUCUCCACCUCCAAGAUAGUCCAAUCCUACCUCCUCGCCGUCGGCGCCUCCUGCUCCGUCGCCCUGGGUCUGAACGCUCUCGUGCCGCGCCUAAAACGCGUUUCUCCAGGUACCAAAAUGGUCCUAGGCCGCCUCGUCCCCUUCGCCGCCGUCGCGAGUGCGGGAGCACUAAACGUAUUCCUCAUGCGCGGCGAGGAAAUCAGGAUGGGCAUUGACGUCUACCCCGCCCUCUCCGCUGAGGACAAAGCCGCCGGAAAAUCCGAGUCCGACAUCCCCUCUCUCGGAAAAAGCAGGAAAGCAGCAACUAUCGCAGUGAGCGAGACGGCCUUAUCGCGCGUCCUGAACAGCUCACCCGUGAUGGUUAUACCCGCCCUAGCGCUGGUGAGGUUGCAGAAGAUGAACUGGUUGAAAAACAGCCCGAGGUUGGUGUUGCCGGUGAAUUUGGGGCUGAUUUUGACGACGAGUUUGGCGGCGUUGCCGUUUGCGUUGGGGGCGUUUCCGCAGAGGGAGAUGGUGAGAGAUGGGAGUUUGGAGGAGGAGUUUCAUGGGAAGGGGGGGCGGGGGGGAUGGUGGUGUUUAAUCGGGGGAUUUAGGGGGGUGUUUGCUCCUAGGUGGGCUGGCCGUUAGGGGUGGGAUAGGAGAGGGGGAAGAUUGUAGAUCAUGCAUUGGGAGUCUGCUCGGGGGUGGAGCGAGAUCACAUUUUAGAUCUGGGAGAAAUAGAUCAUGCCUUGGAAAGAACAUGGAAGAAAACUAAGAUCACAUCGACAUCUAGAGAAUAUAGAUCACACUUCACAAGUGAGAAGGGGCCGAAGUGGAACCACCCAGAUCAUGUGCCUCCUCCCCCCAUCACGUGGCAACGUGAUAGAACCAAUUCCCAACAUAAGGGUCCAAAUUCGCCACAACUCCGGUCCAUGUAUCGGUCUGCUGGCCCAGCGAUCUCUGAACAGACACGGCAACGAGCGAACAAAUCGGUUUUUUGGAAACUUGAGGCGACUCCGAUAUCGAUUUGUUCGCAUCAAGAUGCCGCGAUGCGAUCUGGCCCCGCCGGGGUGGUGGUGGCGAGUAGUAAGCCACCCAACCCAGGACUUCUUGGCUGGGAUGUACUCGGUACAGUUGAAUGAUGUAUACACCGCCGCUGUUAUGCCAUCACUUGUGGUUUUGCGUACGGGCUAAGUUAACGCUGUUUCGCAGGCUCAGUUGACGUGACUGCUACCCCGCUACGGCUACGGGCGAUGGGAUACUAAGUUACGAGAUGGACGGAAGGCUGUGGCCUGGCUGGCUGUGGCCUGGCUGGCUGUGGCCUGGCUGGCU